This is a messenger RNA of Amphiprion ocellaris (clown anemonefish), 2340 nucleotides long. RefSeq names its product retinoblastoma binding protein 4 (gene rbbp4). Bases 200 to 1477 code for a protein of 425 amino acids. Gene Ontology annotation, molecular function: histone binding. Gene Ontology annotation, biological process: regulation of gene expression. Lineage: Eukaryota; Metazoa; Chordata; Actinopteri; Pomacentridae. The record is from RefSeq and is a predicted model, not a curated record. Gene Ontology annotation, cellular component: nucleus; NuRD complex; ESC/E(Z) complex. The transcript is spliced from 12 exons.
AGCGCGCGAAUGCUCCCACUUCUCCUACAGCCGGCUGCGCUGUUAGCUAGCAGUUAGCUUAGCGUCGUUCACACUAUGGUCUAAAAAGCACCGGGGCGGUCAGCUAGCACACCAGAGGACGGCCUGAGACGAGGCUCACUGCUACCGCAUCUCAAUAAACCUCGCAUCUGUGUUCUGUCUGCUACUUAAGAUACAAACGAUGGCGGACAAAGAAGGUGGUGCAUUUGAUGAUGCCGUGGAGGAGAGAGUGAUCAAUGAGGAAUACAAGAUCUGGAAGAAAAACACUCCCUUCCUGUAUGACCUGGUUAUGACCCAUGCCUUAGAGUGGCCCAGCCUCACUGCUCAGUGGCUGCCUGAUGUCUCAAGGCCAGAGGGGAAGGAUUACAGUGUGCAUAGACUGGUGCUGGGCACUCACACAUCUGAUGAGCAGAAUCACCUGGUUAUUGCAAGCGUCCAGCUGCCCAAUGAUGAUGCCCAGUUUGACACCUCGCAUUAUGACAGUGAAAAAGGAGAGUUUGGAGGCUUUGGCUCAGUGAGUGGCAAGAUUGAUAUAGAAAUCAAGAUCAACCAUGAAGGAGAGGUGAACCGUGCCCGCUAUAUGCCCCAGAACCCCUGCAUCAUUGGCACUAAGACUCCCACCUCAGAUGUGUUGGUGUUUGACUACACCAAACAUCCCUCCAAACCAGAUGCUUCUGGAGAGUGUCACCCUGAUUUGCGUCUUAGAGGCCAUCAGAAAGAAGGCUAUGGUCUCUCAUGGAAUCCAAAUCUGUCAGGCUCUCUCCUGAGUGCAUCAGAUGACCAUACAAUCUGCCUGUGGGACAUCAGUGCUGCACCAAAGGAGGGCAAGAUAGUUGACGCAAAGACCAUUUUCACCGGUCAUACUGCUGUGGUGGAAGACGUCUCUUGGCACCUGCUUCACGAGUCACUCUUUGGAUCAGUAGCAGAUGACCAGAAGCUAAUGAUCUGGGAUACUCGUUCAAACAAUACCUCCAAACCCAGCCAUGCAGUCGAUGCCCACACAGCAGAGGUCAACUGUUUGUCAUUUAACCCUUACAGUGAGUUCAUUCUUGCCACUGGCUCAGCGGACAAGACUGUGGCUCUUUGGGAUUUGAGAAACCUGAAACUGAAGCUGCAUUCCUUUGAGUCUCACAAGGAUGAGAUCUUCCAGGUUCAGUGGUCCCCUCAUAACGAAACCAUACUGGCAUCCAGCGGAACAGACCGUCGCCUCAAUGUCUGGGACCUCAGUAAAAUUGGAGAGGAGCAGUCUCCAGAAGAUGCAGAGGAUGGUCCGCCUGAGUUACUGUUUAUCCAUGGAGGCCACACGGCCAAGAUCUCGGACUUCUCCUGGAACCCCAAUGAGCCCUGGGUUAUCUGUUCCGUGUCUGAAGACAACAUUAUGCAAGUCUGGCAAAUGGCGGAGAAUAUCUACAAUGAUGAAGAUCCUGAGGGUACAACAGACCCUGAAGCCACAGGCUAACAUGCCUGCCUGCUGUGUGCAUUUACCUGCAGCCUCUUCACAUACCGUCACAUCAGUCGUUCAAUGCAGCUGUUUCUUCCAUCUGCUCUGCUUUACCAGUGGGACACUAUGCUGCAAUACUGAAAGAAGAGUAAUCGCUUGUAGCCGUUUCAGCUUUUGGAAUGCUCCAAGUGAGGACCUCUUCUUUCAUGAACUUGCUGCUUGAAGGAUGUCACCCAUGUUUUUUGCAACUUACCGAAAAUGUAUAUUUUUGUAAUCAAAUUGGCUCUUCCUUAUUCACUAAAAUUAUUUACAAAAUGUGUUUUCAAAUAAAAAAAAUCUAAAUUCCAAAAUCUGAAAAGGUGAUUAUACAGACACCUGAAUUUUGCUGGAAAAAAAUGUUAGCAGUAAAAUGUUAGCCAGCAUUUGACACAUUGCACAACAUAAACCGUGUUUCCAUCAUGUAUUUUAUUUACAUUUUGAAGCAUUUAGAAAUGUUGAUGGAAACAGAAAAUUUCAACAAAAAAAAAAAACUUGAUUGGAAAACCUUUUCCAAAUCGUAGUGAACAUUUAACUUACUAGACUGAUCAGCUGUUAUGGCUUCUUUCAUUGUUUUUGCCUCCGGACAGCAUGAAACAUGGCCAGUACCAGCUGACAUGAAACAACAAAUGUUCUGGACGUUGAUUUUUACACCAGCUGUUUGAAUUACAUUAGAGUGAAUCUGUAUUUGAACUGUAUGUUUGUGUUCCCAUCUUCCCUUGCCUCAUUCAUUCAUAACUCAUGUAAUUGUUGUCAUAUAGAUUAGUGGUUGCAUUAUUUUCCUAUGUUUAAUAUCUUGCAUUUGUACAGUGAGACCAUUCUUAAUAAAAUGUCUUUAAUCUCUC